Molecule: messenger RNA, 1018 nt
Organism: Drosophila teissieri
Lineage: Eukaryota; Metazoa; Arthropoda; Insecta; Diptera; Drosophilidae
Product: probable palmitoyltransferase ZDHHC24
Exons: 1
Coding region: 77-985 (302 amino acids)
Molecular function (GO): palmitoyltransferase activity
Source: RefSeq, a predicted model, not a curated record
GCUCUGGUGCCCAAAGUCUAUUAGGUUACAAACAAUUUUUAUUUGAUAAAUUUAACAAUUUGUCUGUCAUUGAUAAAUGCUUCGAUUUCGAGUUACACUAAGAUCUGCUUGCGCCUGGGCAAGAAGAAUGUGUUUUCGAGCCGAGGAAGUGUUUCAUCGCUACUUUCAUCUGCAUCGCCUCAAAGUUGUCGGUCUACUUCACCCUUUUUCGGUAAUAUUUUUACUUUGUCUGAUUGGAUCCAUGUUUGUAUACGAAUUAUGCUACGUUCUGCCGGCAAUAACCGAUCCCCAUGGGAUAUGGCACAAAUUAAGCUGGUUUAUGGGAAUUUACACAGUGCUUAAUAUCUUGGGCAACUGGUGCCUGGGCUUUAUGAGCAAUACUUCAGUUGGGGCCUUGCUUCUGGAGAGACAGCAUCCUGUGGUGGAUGAGGCUCACCUGUGGCACUACUGCACCACCUGCCAAAAGUUGGUGCCACCGAGGUCCUGGCACUGCAGAUUGUGCAACAUCUGCAUUCUGAAGCGCGAUCACCACUGCACCUUCUUCGCAAACUGCAUUGGCCAUAAGAAUCAGAGGUAUUUCCUCGCCUUCUUGUUUCACCUGAGUUUUGGCAGCGGACAGGCGCUCGUCUACAAUGGCAUUUUGAACUGGCAAAACCAAGCCUUUAUGGUCUCCGAUCCACUGUUGCUAAUAUCCCGAGAUCAAACAAAAGAUGAUGAUUUCAACUGGAAGUACACCAUCGCCAGCCUCUUCAAACUGAAUUUGUUUCUUUUUGUGGUGCCCGUCGCUAUGUUCGUCUUUCAAAUGGUAAUGGUCCAUCGCAACAGUACUUGCUACAUGAUACUCGAUCGCAGCUAUGAUGUUGGUUGGAGGAGAAAUAUCGAAAUGGUGCUGGGAAAACGGCGUUUCUGGAUUUUUUUCUCGCCAACGAUCGCCAGUCCUCUUCCUACCGAUGGCACACAGUGGCGCCAAAAUCAGAUAGUGUAAAUUGUUCUUAUAACAACUGUGUACGUGUAUAAA